Messenger RNA from Scomber japonicus (chub mackerel), 4199 nucleotides. RefSeq names its product unc-51 like kinase 4 (gene ulk4). The transcript has 36 exons. Bases 1 to 4125 code for a protein of 1374 amino acids. The record is from RefSeq and is a predicted model, not a curated record. NCBI's taxonomy places the organism in Eukaryota, Metazoa, Chordata, Actinopteri, Scombriformes, Scombridae. Gene Ontology annotation, molecular function: ATP binding; protein kinase activity. Gene Ontology annotation, biological process: protein phosphorylation.
AUGGAGAACUUCAUCCUGUAUGAGGAGCUGGGAGCAGGCAGCAGUUCAGUUGUCUAUAAAGGAAGAAGGAAGGGCAAUCUCAAUUAUGUAGCCAUCAUCUGCGCUGACAAAGCCAAAAGGCCUGAGAUCACUAACCAUGUCCGUCUCUGCCAUGAUCUGGAUCAUCCAAACAUUGUAUCCUUCUGUGAGUGGUAUGAGACCAGUAACCACCUCUGGUUGGUAGUGGAGCUCUGUACAGGUGGUUCUCUGGAGUCUGUGAUUGGUCAGGAUGGAUGUCUGUCAGAAGAUGUGGUGAGGAGGUUUGGAUGGGAUUUAGUCAAAGGACUGAAACAUAUCCAUGAAUUAGGAAUCAUUUUCUCGGACUUGACCCCUGCUAAGAUCCUACUGGAUGGUAGUGGCAUUUUGAAGUUUGGUAACUUCGGUCGGUCCAAAGUAGAGGGAGAGACACUGGAGGAUUUCUUUACCUUGCUCACUACAUCUAAAGAGGCAGGGGAAGGAGACAACAAGGAACAUUUUGACCACAUGAGGAAAAGAUUACAAGGCUCACCAACUUACAGUGCUCCAGAGGUUUUGCAGGGAUCAGAAACCAAUAUGAGUUCUGAUCUCUGGGCUCUGGGUUGUAUACUCUACUACAUGUACACUGGUAAACCUCCAUUCUACUCUGAUAGCUACACUGAACUCAGUGAGAUGAUUUUACAUCAGGAACCACCACUGCCCACACAGACCGUGUUUCAAACCUGUCCUCCCAGUGAGGAUUUCCAAAAUCUUCUGAAAGGCUUACUCAACAAAAAACCCAAUAACAGGAUGGACUGGCCAGAGUUACUGGACCACCCUUUCUGGACACAAGCUCUAAAGGAGGACAAGAACUUGGAGGAAGAAGAUGAAAAUGAUGAUGAAGAAGUGAGAACAGAGGAAACAAAUGGCAGAGAGGAAGUUGUUUCAGUUAGCUCAAGACAAACAGGGAUCAUGAACCCUCUUCCUUCAGAAAGACAAGGUGACAAACUCCCCCACAACAAAUUGGCCAACACCCAGCCAGCCCAUAAGGUUUCGAAGAAAUGUACUUCAUCACAGACAACAUCUGACCGACCAGACAGCAGAAUCAAUAACCAACAAGUAGACAGACUCACAUCCCAUGGAGCAUUUAGGAACAGCCAAGGCUCAGAUAGGGAGCUGGGAAAGGAGAGAAGAGGAGAGGGAGAGGCAAAUACAGAAGAUGACCUCAAGCUAACUGGGGCACAGCAGGCGUGCCACAUGCUGCAGCCCAAUAAGUCACUCAAACUAGAUAAUGUAUCAGAGCUCAGGCCAAAGAGUGGCGUGGAUGAGGACAACACUGAAGCAAUUUUUCUGCUCAGCUCCUGUGCCACUUCAAGAAGGAGCUGCAGUGCUUCAGAGUUUUCAAAUCACACCCCUGCUCCUCAGGCCAGUAUUGGUACUGACAUCACAUCCUGUGUGAAAGCUCUGCUCCACACUGACUUUGACCUGACUGUCUCUCCAGUCAUGGACAACCCCAAGAUUCUUAAGAGUCCUCCUGUGAGAUUUGAUCCUAAAACCCUUUGUGUACCAGCAUAUUCAGCUGAGAAACUGCAGUCCUUGAGUGAUGAAGAGUGGAGAGUCUUCCUUCAGCAGCUCUGUUCAUCUCUUGAAGAACAGAACACAUCUGCUCCUCUUCCUUCAUCCUCCAUUGCUCCCUCCACAGCUACUCGCUCCAGACUCAACCUGCUGUGCUACCUCUGCUGUGUUGUUGGACGUAAAGACAUUGCUAACAGGCUAAUUAACUCAGCACUGCUUUCAGUGUUGACCCUGCAGUUACGGCAAGCUCCUAACUGGGAUGUGCGAAGCAAGGCUGUCCGAGUGAUGGGUCUACUGGCUCUGCACUGUACUGAACUCGGAGAGGACAGCUCUGUCUCUGAGGCAGUGUCCACACUAACAGACCUGUUGAGAGAUAACCUGAGGAACAGCAAAGUAAAGCAGUUCCUGCUGCCACCACUUGGGGAGUUCCUCUACCUUAUUGCUUCUCAGGAGGAGAAGAGAGGCUCCCCAGAGGGACUGUGGUUCGUUCCCGCUGCCGCCUACACUGGCUUAAUGAGGAGCCUGCGGGAAGGGGAUGAUUCCACAGUUCAUCAUAUGGCCGCAAAAGCCAUAGAGAACAUCUCCACCACUGUUUCUGGCCCCUCCCACCCCCUAGUUACGACAGAGAUAGGCUCUGCCCUGUGGUAUCUGUUUACUCACUCCACUGUGGAGGCUGUCAGAGUCGCUGCCAUCUCUUCUCUUUCUAGGCUAACUCAGGUGGUCCCAGGAGUCUUCUUGGCAGUGAUUGACACAUGUGGCCCUGCAGCCAUCUUAGAGGGUGUGGGUGUAUCAGGGGCCAGGGUCCAGCAGCACCUGCUCACGGCUAUGGCCACUGCCUUAGUCAGCUCACGCAUACAAACACACCGCAUCACACAGAACAGGGACUUGGUGUUGAAGGUGCUGCGCUGUCUAGAGAGUCCAUCCACAGUAACCAGAGCCAAAGCAUUACUGCUACUAUUGCUACUCAUACAGGACAACACACACACUCUGCUAUUCUGCUGUCAACACAGACUUGUGAUGUACGUGGAGAGAGACCUGCGCAAAGCCACUCCCCUCAGAGAGAACCCCAACCAAUCAGGAUAUCUGUCUCAAUGUGUGGACUUGUUGAUUGUGUACCUGAGUAGCACUGCACCACUUAUACUGGAGGAUGUCUUACGUGCAUUGAGAGGUGUGAUUGGGAGGAGACACCCGUCUACAGCUCAGAGCAGACAGCUGAAACACACUUUGCCUACUAUGUCUGUAGUGCUGGCACUUCUAUCAUCACAGGUCUUUAGAUCUCAGAUUGUAACAGAAGAGUUUCUCUCUCAAAAUGGAUUGCUGCUGAAUUACAUCACCUCUAUAGAGUCCAAUGAAACAAAUCUGGCCAGCGCUGUGGGUGCAACAGUAUGUGAGGAGUUGAUUAGGACAACUCUGUCCAUUGUGGAAGUCCUGAGUCAGCACCAUGCUCUCAUCACUCCACAUCGUCAUGCUGUUGUGGAUGCCAUCCUGUCUCCUCUGACAACACUGGCUUUCAGCAGAAAUGUGGAGUGGUCUGUGUUUGUCUUAAGAGUACUGUCAGAACUCAGUCUCGUCCUGCUGGUCCAGGAGGGUGAUGGUGCUGAGGAGGAUGCAGAGAACAAAGAGACAGAGAAGAAAAGAGAGGAAGGAAGUUCUUGCAGUCAAAUUUUAGCCCUUAUCACCAACUCCCUGCUUCCAAGGUAUGAGUCUCUUCUCCGAGCAGCAGAGCCUAUCCCACUCUACGCACUCAAACUGCUGGUAUCGAUGACUGAAUACAGCACACAGAUCUGCAGGUUGAUCAAACACAGUAGGAUCCUACCAACAGUUUUUCAGCUCAUUAUGGCUAACCGUGGUAAUAUUACCAGCGGGAUGGUGCAGAAUCCAGUCGCCUUGCUGUGUAAUCUUAGUGGAGACACAGUCUUGGACCUGGAGCCACAAUACCAACAAGGCCUUAUAGAGGUGGUUGUGAGCACCCUCUCAGAAGCUGCAGUGGUCUACCUGGAUGCAGAAGCUGCUGGGAGAAAGGUCAGCCAUCAUGUUUUGCAAGCCCUUCUGGAACUGCUCCACAACAUCCUAAAACAAAUGUCUACCGUUGUCCGUUCUGCACUGCAGAGCCAGAGGCUAUCUUGUCCGGCAGUAGAGACGGAGGCAGCAGAGAAGCUGCUCCUAGCCAACAGACCCCUGAGCCAACUCAGCACACACCUCAUUCACAUGCUUUCUAUUGAAAACCAGGAGGUGUGGGAGGAGCCUAUUCAGUGUCUGUCUCUACUGGUUCAGCUGUAUGGUGGAGAAGGUCAUGACUGCCUGGCACCUUCCUGCUUGCGUAGCUUCUCACAUGUGCUGUGCACACACAUGCACACUGAGAACCCUCGAAUGCAACGCACAACACUUAGGAUCAUUAAACGGCUGGUGCUGACGACAGACAGAUUUGAUUGGUUAGAAUGUCCUGAAGGGGCGGAGCUAGAGAGUCUACUGCAGGAUAUAACGUCAUCCAACAGGUGUCAUGUCGAUGUAGUUCCACUGGCUGCUGAAAUCCUCCAAGAAAUCUCUGGAUCCUAAAAGCAUCUCAUCUUCAAACUGCAAACAAUGCACAGUUUUUCACCUUUUAUGAAUUUUAAUAUUUCUAGCUUUUC